AGUGUCGGUGACAACGAAGGAAGCUUUCUGCUCCCUCGCCUUCGAUGGACGUUGAAACGUUUCUCCACAAUCUCCGUGCUCGGGUAUGUUGUACUAUCUGUAAAAACAUAUUCACGGACCCAAAACAGCUCCCGUGUCUCCAUGAUUUCUGUCUACAAUGCUUGGAACGUCGGCACGAAACAAGCCAUGGUCGAGACACAAUCAAAUGUCCGGAUUGCCAAGCUCUAAGCACAGUGCCCGAUAGUGGCGAUUUGAAAGAUCUACCGACCAGUUAUUAUCUGAACGGCUUGAUUGAUGUUUUAGCCAUUAAAGAGCGAAAAGCCAGCCAAGUACGGUGUGGAAAUUGCGACAAGAAAAGCUCUCAGAGUUUUUAUUGUUUCCACUGUUGCAUUUUUUAUUGCCAAGAAUGCGUCAAUGGACACAACAUCCUUCGAAGCAACAUGGAUCAUCGUGUUCUGGCGCUCAAAGAUUUCCAAGACAAGGACUUUGAGGAUUUGUUGAAACGACCUUCUUUCUGUCCACAGAAGUGGCACGAGAAAGAAGAGCUGAAAUAUUUUUGCAAGAAAUGCGAGAUGGCAGUUUGCCAAACCUGUGUUGUGAUAGAUCAUGCAGGUCACGCUUUGGUGAGCAUAGAUGAAGAAGCUGAAAGAAGAAAGAUUGAAAUCGAAUCACUGCUUAAAGCACAGAAACGCAGUUUACAAGAAAAGAUGAACGCUCUUGAUAAAAUUGAUGAAGAAUGUGCUAAAAUAAUAAAACAUCGCGAAGACGUGAAAAGAGAUGUUCAAAAGUUUGUGGAUAAGUUAAUUGCAACUAUUGAAUCGAAGAAGGAAAAUAUCAUAGCGGCAGUAGAAAACGAAGCAAACGAAACUGUAAUCGCGCCAAAGAAGGAGAUGGAGAACCAGCUCGCCUCAUUAGAAUCAUCAUUAGAAAGAGCUGAGAAACUGUUAUCGCAGGGUGCUGAUAUCGAUGUCGUUCAACUGAGUCAAUUUAUGGAGUCCAUGCUCUUCGACGAGGCUGAUCAGUUACAGCCAGCAGACCGUGAUCUUGACAGGCUGUCUGCUAUGGUUUUCGUGGGAAAUGAAAGUUUAUUGGAAACUAUCAGCACCGAAGGAAUAGGAACAUUGCAAUCAUGAAAACAACACCAAACAUUACGACAGUCUGUCGCUAGAAUAAAACAAAGCGUUAACAACAAGGCUUGUUAUUUGGCCGUGCGAUUUUUUUGUCCGGGAUAUUCUUAUUUGUAGUUACGGAAAUCUCAGCGAAACAUUUUCCCCGUUCGAUAGCAAGUAUAUGAGUAGGUCUGGUUGUUAGAGAUUCUAUUGAAUUGGUUUAUUAUGAUCACGUUUCGUUUACACGUUUCAUGCAUGUUCUAGUUGGCAAUCUAUACAGUGUUUUGACGUACAGGCAACUGUUUUCGUAGUUCUCUUGUGGUGUUAAAUACACUUAGCUUGUUUAUUCCUACGAUGAUUAUCAUUAUUGACCAUUAAUAGUUUGCGUGACGUUCAAAGGAGGAGAGUUUGUACUAAGAAAGGUGUUAAAAGGCAAACUAUUGCGAAACUAAACUCCUCCAGGUCGGGUUUUAUUUUCUAUGCAAAUAUAUUUUUUGUCGUAUUGCAACAUAAUCCAAUAUAUUUUAGCUUAGGCCAUUCCCACAAGAUGUUUCGUUUCCUAUCGCCCUACCGAACCACUGUACAUUUGAAAAAGCUGGAGAAAGCUAUUAACUUUCGAGAUACCUUCUCUAGCCAGUGUAAAUUUCAUAUUCAACUUAAUUAACACUGAAUGUCAAAUUCAUCGUAAAGGAGAUGGGCACGCAAUACUUUCUUCUAAAUAAACAUUAUUUACGUCUAA
This is a messenger RNA of Pocillopora verrucosa, 1848 nucleotides long. Lineage: Eukaryota; Metazoa; Cnidaria; Anthozoa; Scleractinia; Pocilloporidae. The record is from RefSeq and is a predicted model, not a curated record.